Molecule: messenger RNA, 2882 nt
Organism: Brienomyrus brachyistius
Lineage: Eukaryota; Metazoa; Chordata; Actinopteri; Osteoglossiformes; Mormyridae
Gene: rfwd3
Product: ring finger and WD repeat domain 3
Exons: 13
Coding region: 198-2291 (697 amino acids)
Biological process (GO): interstrand cross-link repair; double-strand break repair via homologous recombination; protein ubiquitination
Cellular component (GO): site of double-strand break; nucleus
Molecular function (GO): protein binding; ubiquitin protein ligase activity
Source: RefSeq, a predicted model, not a curated record
GUCCCUGGAGUGGGCGGGACAUCGGGGGCUGGCGGGGAGAUUCGAGUGCGGCGAUGUAGAGCCCAGUUCGGCUGUAAAGCGCGAAUUAAUCCUCUGCUGAUGAUAUGGGUCCAUAAAACCAGCCAUCGCUGAUCUGAAACGUAUUAGCCGAAAGACGUGGCGUCUUUAAGGCCGCAUUUCAAGACUUAAACGCAAUAAUGGAGGAGAUGGAGGUGGACUUUGAUCCCGGACGCACUGCUGCGUCUGGGCGGGAUGAAUCUGAACCAGUUGUCAUCCCGGACUCUGGAAGCAGCACAGAGGUGGAGGAGGACGAGGAUGAGGAGCCCGAGUCCCAUGAUCCGCAUCUCCUGAUGAAUUCCUGGGCAUUCAGUCAGAGGAUUGCAGGUCAAUUGGGGGCCGUGAGAGGGACCCUGACCAUCAGGAGACGGCCUGCCAGGUUGGACGGGCGUCACCAGACCUCCCUCUCUCAACCUCCACACUUCAUGCUUCGUAUGCCAUUGGUACCCCAGUCUGGUGUGAGUGACACUGUGGAGGUGGGAGGUGCCAGGGAUGAGGAGGUACAAUGGGAGGAGGAGCAGGACGUUACUGCAGACCCGGGCAGUCCUGCUGCUGCCCCACCUCGCUUCUUGGAGGGUGUUGACACUCCUUUGGUCCAGACUUCGCAAAAUCCUGCUGUAUCAGUUGCAGGUGGUGCAGUCGCCACGGGAACCGAGGAGGCACGACCUGCAGCUGGAGAGGAGCCUAAGCCGGCUGAAGCAGCUCUGCCUGCUAGCGGCAAGGAGGAAGAUGGAGGGGACACAGAGGGGGAGAUCUGCUCGAUCUGCUUCGAACCCUGGACCACAGCCGGGGACCACCGGCUUGCCACGCUGCGUUGCGGCCACCUCUUUGGCUUGUCUUGCAUCAAACGCUGGCUGAAGGGCCAAGGAGCCAAGUGUCCCCAGUGUAACAAGAAGGCUAAGCGCUCGGAUAUUGUUAUGCUGUAUGCUCACAAGCUAAGGGUGCUGGACAACAGUGAGCAAGAAAGCAUGAAGAGGUCCCUGGAGCAGGAGCAGUCUCUGCGCAGGAAGGCCGAGCUGGAGUCUGCGCAGUGCCGGCUGCAGCUGCAGGUGCUGACGGACGAGUGUGGGAAACUGCGCAAACAGCUGCAGGAGCUGAAGUGCCUGAUGGCUCAGACGGGUUGCAGUUCCUCGCAGGGUCCUGGACCCUCCCAGGUGGGCCCCUCCCAUCACCAAGACCCUGCAGGCUCCACGACGACCGGUGGUCACUAUGUCUUCACCAAGGCCGUGCUGCUAUCCCAGACGGGCGGGUGCCGGGUGCUGUCCUACUGUGAGCCCCUCAGCUGCCUGCUGGCUUCCCAGCCUUCACCACAAGCCACCCUGGUGCCUGGAUGUGGAGUAAAGAAGGUCAGCGUGGUAAAUCUGAAGGCCUGCCAGUAUGUGCCAAUCCACACCAAGCAGAUCAGAGGCCUGGCCUUCAACCGGCAGGCAGACAGCCUGCUGCUCUCCGCAGCCCUGGACAACACGGUCAAACUCACCAGCCUGCUGACCAACACGGUGGUGCAGACGUACAACACAGGCCGGCCAGUGUGGAGCUGCUGCUGGUGCCUGGAUAACAGCAACUAUGUGUACGCUGGUUUGAGCAAUGGCUCUGUUCUGGUGUACGACACGCGGGACACCAGUACGCAUGUCCAGGAGCUGGUACCCCUGGGCUCCAGGUGUCCGGUGGCCUCUCUGUCCUACGUGCCCCGCGCCGCCUCCAGCUCCUUCCCUUGCGGGGGCCUCGUUGCUGGCUCCCUGGAGGGGGGUUGCUUCUGGGAGCAGGUGAAUAGCAGCACAUACAGGCCCCAUGUGCUUCCGCUGGAGUCGGGGGGCUGCACAGAUGUCCAGGUGGAGCCUGAAACCAGACACUGCCUGGUCACCUACCGGCCGGGGCGCUCCAACCCAACCCUUCGCUGUGUUCUGAUGGAGCUUAGCAGGACACCUCAACAGGAUGACACCCAAGACCCCUCUUGCUUCUGCUGCCCGGUCCAGACCUUCACCGCCGGCUCAUCCUGCAAGCUGCUAACCAAGAACGCAGUGUUCCGCAGCCCGUCACGCGAGGGCUCCAUGCUGGUGUGCGCUGGGGACGAGGCCUCUAGCUCCACCAUGGUCUGGGAUGCAAGUAGCGGGGCCCUAAUCCAGAAGCUUCCGGCUGAUCUGCCAGUCCUGGAUAUCUGUCCUUUUGAUGUGAACCAGGAUAGCUUCCUGGCCUCCCUGACUGAAAAGAUGUUGAAAAUCUAUAAGUGGGAGUAAUCUCUUGGACCGUGGUUGAGAGUUCAGAUGGCUGAGGGCACUAGCCUUUGCGUUUGUUUCAAACAUGUACUAAGAUCCCAGUUUUUGGAACAGGUGUGGACAGUGGGACGUGUUUUGAUCUGGAGUGGAGGACCGCAGUGCAAUGGUAGCAGUCUGUACUAGACUACCGUUUCGCUCAGUUGUGAUGUGGACAUGUUUGCAUCAGCCUUCUAUCAUGCUGCCAGGAAGAGGAGUUUUCUUGAGGUAGACUUGUAAAUAGAAUCUCUAAGACACCACAGUGGUCCUGCUGUCAAGAGGAUCCCAAAUGAAAGUCGCCUGCUGCGAAUUUCGUGCAAGUAUCCGUGCCGCUAUGGAGGCGCUGGCCUGGGGUGAGAUCUCUAUUCUUGGUGCUCUCCUGCCUCUUGCCAGCAAGCAGCCCCUGUAUCCUGACACCUAAUCAUUUUUGUUUCAGAAAGUCAAUUAUGGGAACACCUGCUUAGGCAGUCAUUCUGCAUAUUUCUUUAUCUGGUAUGUAUUUUCGCUGUAUCACAGCUUUUUCUUUUUAAACACUUAAACGCCUUAUAAUAAAGCAUGUUUUGGAGUUGAAAGCCA